AUUGGCUGCAUUAAGGUUUGACGAGGAAGUUACACCGUCAGUCCUGAGUCGCGGAUAUAGUGGUUGGGGAAACAGGGUGGCAAUCGAAAGCGAAAGCUGUGAAAAAUGCCUUACGUCCUUAUUAGUACUCAGAUCCGACUGGAAACCGGACCCACAAUUGUGGGAGACGAGAACUCGGAUGUGACUAUUAUGAACUAUCUUGGAGCUGAGAAAACCACUAUAUUAGGAAAUAACUUCUCAGAAUAUCGAGUGAUACACGCUCCACGGAUAGUGCUGGACAAGCUGGAAGAUCUUGGUUACCGUGUAGUCACCAUGACAGGUGUGGGGCAGACCUUAGUCUGGUGUUUACACAAAGCCUUGGAUGAAUGAAACCAUAUCACUGCCCCAAUAUGAUAGAUGGAUUAUUUGCAUUUGAAGGGACAACUGAACUCUCACUCAUGUUGUUCAGGGACUAACGUUCAGAAACAUUUUAUUAAAAAUAUUCAAAGUCAGGAUUUACCGAUAGAUCCAUUCCUUUUAUUUCUCCCCUCCUUGUCAUAGUUGUUCUCUUCUGCUUGCCGGCAUGCAAUCAGGUGCUCUAGAACCUCCCUCAUUCAUGAGUCUAGAUGGUGAAUGCCAGUAGGAGUGUUGCUAUUGUGGAUAUUUAGAAGCAUCACUACUAUUCUCCAAUGCUCGUGCAUAUAGACCACUGGUUUGUGAGAGGGAACAGUGUUUGAGCCCAAUUCCUUGUCCUCCACCCACAUCUGCCAGCUAUUGGCUGCUGCACCUACCAGGUCAGUAACUAAUCACAAGGCAUCCAAUUCAUUCUUAUCAGACUUAAAGGUAAAAUUAAGAUUCCCACCAUGUGCUGAACUAUUCAAUUUGAAAACCGGUGCAAUAUUAAUAAGGAGACUCCAACUGGCGGAUUGUGAUGCUUGGUAUAUUAAUGGAAUAUAAGUCUCUCACCAGCCUUUCAUUGACAUAACUAUCCCAGUGUCUUACUGUAAAAGUAUAGUGAAUUACUCCAUGGAUUUAUUGACCAAAGCAUAGGAUAGAACACAAACAAGAGUUUUCACUCCUAAUCACAAGCAACAGUGGGAGUGUAGGAGAUGAAUAGACUGCCUUUGACUGUUUAAAUACAGUGUGUCAUAAUUAAUGCAUUUUUCAAAAUGAUGUAAGAAUGUGAAUUUAAUUUUCCCUUGGGUGUAUACUGUCCAAUUACACAUUGGAAUAAUGGACACUUCAGUGAAUGUCUACUAAAUGAUUCCCUUACCUACCAGUGUUGCCCAUUACUGGGUUUGAGCAUGAUAUUUGAUCCAAACAUCUAAAAAUUAGAUUGCUAAAAAGCUUGAUUUCAAAUUUCAUGUAUCAGGGGACUGACAGUGACAUGCUUAAAUAAAAGCUUGAAUUGUUUUCAUUGGAA
Molecule: messenger RNA, 1402 nt
Organism: Amblyraja radiata (thorny skate)
Lineage: Eukaryota; Metazoa; Chordata; Chondrichthyes; Rajiformes; Rajidae
Gene: gchfr
Product: GTP cyclohydrolase I feedback regulator
Exons: 3
Coding region: 106-369 (87 amino acids)
Biological process (GO): negative regulation of biosynthetic process
Cellular component (GO): nucleus; cytoplasm
Molecular function (GO): GTP cyclohydrolase binding
Source: RefSeq, a predicted model, not a curated record